Molecule: messenger RNA, 903 nt
Organism: Priapulus caudatus
Lineage: Eukaryota; Metazoa; Priapulida; Priapulimorpha; Priapulimorphida; Priapulidae
Product: dipeptidase 1-like
Exons: 9
Coding region: 1-903 (300 amino acids)
Biological process (GO): proteolysis
Molecular function (GO): metallodipeptidase activity
Source: RefSeq, a predicted model, not a curated record
AUGUUUCACAAUGACCUAGCCUGGCAGCUGUACGAGAAGACUGGAAACCUGCUGAGUGGUGUCGACCUGAGCGAGUUUAACGCCACGCACACCGACAUCAAGCGGUUACGACAGGGCAAGGUCGGCGGCCAGUCUCUGGCUCUGGUGCACACGGACGCAACCCCUGACGCUGACAUACAGCUGUACCACAACCUGCCUCUCGUUUUUCUCAGGGCAGAUUCGUCGGUAGAGGAGGACACCAGCCCCAUUCACGACGGUCUCACCGACUUCGGAAAGAUGGUGGUGAUUGAGAUGAACCGACUUGGCAUGCUGGUUGAUCUGUCGCACGUGUCGUUUGCUACGAUGAGACAAGCCCUCGCUACGUCAUCAGCUCCCGUCAUCUUCAGCCACUCGUCUGCUUACGCUCUCUGCGACACCACGCGUAACGUACCAGACGACAUCCUAACUCAAAUGACGGAAAAUGACGGCAUAGUCAUGGUGAAUUUCAACCCUGGCUUUGUCAGCUGUCAGAGAGUGGCAAGUCUCAGCCAAGUAGCAGAUCAUAUCGAAUACAUCGUCAAAGUCGCCGGCGCCGAUCACGUGGGAAUAGGAGCAGACUACGACGGUAUAGUGGACGUGCCCACGGGUUUAGAGGACGUAUCCAAGUACCCGGAUCUAUUUACGGAACUGGCAAAACGUGGCUGGACAGACGAAGAACUCGGAAAGUUGGCGGGAAACAAUUUACUCAGAGUGUUUGAGACGGUUGAACAGGUGCGCGACUCAUUUUUGUCCGUGCUUCCGGCGGAAAGUCUGAGACCGGAAGGAGCGGAUCCCGACUGUAGCGCAGCACCGGACGUCCGGCGUGACGUCGUAACAACAUUCGCCACCGCCGCACUGAUGAUCAUCGCAGCGCGCUAUGCGUAG